GUAUUGACUAUUUGUCUCGUGCGCAUACGUCACGAGUAACUAGGAGGGGCGGUCAGUCGAUGUCAGACCGCUGCGCAGACUAGUUGUGUGGUGGUGCGCUGUCGAGCCAAUCUUCUAUUUAUAUUUACGAACGUGUGCAUCGUGGGUGGCAUUCGCGACGAAAAGCGCCCCAAUAAAGGUCAAAGAAUGUCAUCGUCGCUGACGUUGGAGAAAUUCGACUGCGAAGGCGAUCCUACCUCGGUAGGUGCCAGAUGGGAACGCUGGAAAAGAGCUCUCGACAUUUAUUUACAUGCAUCAAGUAUAGAACAAGGCGAGAAAAAGCGAUCUAGCCUAUUACAUUUUGGAGGGUUUGAAUUACAGGAAAUAUUUUAUAAUAUCCCUGGAGCUAAUGUAGAAGCAGCAGAAGGAGUAGACGUCUACUCAGUGGCUAUAGCCAAACUCGAUGCCUACUUCGCACCAAAACAAAGUAAGGUGUAUGAAAGACAUUUAUUCAGAUUAAUUAAACAAGAGCCGGAUGAAAAAUUUGAGAAGUUUAUUCUAAGAUUGCGACAACAGGCUGAUAAAUGUCAGUUCCAAGACAAAAAUGAUAAUAUUAUAGACCAAAUAACAGAAAAAUGUGCACAGACUGAACUUAGAAAGAAAAUUCUCCAAAUUGGGGAUGAAAUCACCUUGGAUAAAAUAAUAAGCGAAGCAAACACAUUAGAAGCUGUAAAUAAACAAAUGGAAGGAUUCAACAACAAAAAUAACACAGAACAGGGCAUCAAUAAGAUAGAUUCACGGUCUAAACGAACGUUUAACAAUAAUAAAAUCCAUCGUACAGGUUGCGGAAGAUGCGGUAACCCGAAACAUUUAUCACACGAUGCGAGAUGCCCUGCCAAAGAGAAAGAUUGUUUAAAAUGUGGACUUAAAGGUCAUUUUCGUCAAUUUUGUAGAACAAAACAAACUUUUAAAAGAAAAAUAGAACAGACAAAGAAAGAAGAUUACGACUCGAAGAAAAAUAAACAAAAUUGUAGUAUAAUAUUAAUGUAUGAGGGUGAUUUGAAAAUAAUAAAUAGUGUUCAACCUACAUUCGUGUGUUUCACUACAUGGUGACAGCGGUCUGCUUAUUUAAGUGUUUUUACGGUGAUAAAACUUACAAAUAUCGUAAAAAUAGAUUAUUAUAAGUUACCAGUGACCUAAAUUAAGUGAUACAUAAACAAUCAUGGAACACGCGCGUCCUCCAGCAGAAUUAACACUUGAAGGCGGGCCGGCCGCACGGGCCGA
Molecule: messenger RNA, 1263 nt
Organism: Pectinophora gossypiella (pink bollworm)
Lineage: Eukaryota; Metazoa; Arthropoda; Insecta; Lepidoptera; Gelechiidae
Exons: 2
Coding region: 187-1092 (301 amino acids)
Source: RefSeq, a predicted model, not a curated record